UUUCCUACAUUUCGGAUUAUCCGACUUCCACCUCAAUAUCUCAAACAAUGCCGUGUCUAAGUUUUUAUUACGUCAUACAGUUUAAUUAUACGAGCCUUGGCUGGGUUCCAUAAGGCAUCAGCUAAAGACAAUCCACCGUGACGAGAAGUCGUCUCGACCAAAAAAAAAAACUUGCAAACUCGAUUCUGUGCUCAAAUCAUUGGUAACCAGCCGCUUGCCAACUUAACACGCAUACGUUCCAUUUUUGAAAAUAUUAAUAUAUCUUUAAUCCAUAAUGAAUCUGCGAUUGCACGUAUUUUUCGGCCAGUUGUUGUGGUUAGUGGCGGUUCUGAACGGCAAGACUCUACAGGGUGUUCCAGGUUACGGAAGGAACCUUAUCAUCAAAACAUUACCGGCCAUAGAAGAUUACCAAAGCAACGUUUACGAAGUGUUUAUGGAGCCUUAUUUGUAUGAUCUCCACAGACCCCCACCGUACCCCAUCGCAGGGAACCGCGCUGAGAAACAGAUCGACUUAGCUGGGUUCAAAUCCCUCCAGGCUCCCAGAUCGGCGCCCGGUCUCCAAGCUGUAGUGAACCUGCAAGCUGACGAGGAAUCAGGAGUGGAAGGCGAGCUGGUAUUCACUCAAAUUGUCCCUAAUGGCCCCGUGACUAUUGAGGGCAACAUCACUGGUCUGGCCGCUGGACUACACGGGAUCCACGUGCACCAGAGUGGAGCUGUCAAGGACAACUGCAAGGAUAUUGGCCCUCAUUUCAUUGCUUAUUACGGACGUCACGGUGGUCCCCGAGACCCGAUUCGUCACGUGGGCGACCUCGGCAACAUCAAGGCUGAAGAUGGCGCCACAGUCAACGUGAAGAUCGUCGACCACCUCAUCUCGUUAGCUGGCCCCCGGUCUAUAGUGGGUCGAUCGCUCGCCAUAUCUAGGGACGAGGACGACUACGGCCGAGCGAGCACGGAGGACAGCACUCUGACCGGCACCUCUGGACCCGCUGUGGCUUGCGGAAUUAUCGGAUAUUUGAACUAGCAUUUUGUAUUUUAAUAAAGUUAUUAUUUUAUUA
Molecule: messenger RNA, 1055 nt
Organism: Plodia interpunctella (Indianmeal moth)
Lineage: Eukaryota; Metazoa; Arthropoda; Insecta; Lepidoptera; Pyralidae
Product: superoxide dismutase [Cu-Zn]-like
Exons: 4
Coding region: 275-1021 (248 amino acids)
Biological process (GO): superoxide metabolic process
Molecular function (GO): copper ion binding
Source: RefSeq, a predicted model, not a curated record